Molecule: messenger RNA, 1889 nt
Organism: Liolophura sinensis
Lineage: Eukaryota; Metazoa; Mollusca; Polyplacophora; Chitonida; Chitonidae
Product: probable methyltransferase-like protein 15 homolog
Exons: 5
Coding region: 584-1777 (397 amino acids)
Biological process (GO): rRNA base methylation
Molecular function (GO): rRNA (cytosine-N4-)-methyltransferase activity
Source: RefSeq, a predicted model, not a curated record
CGUGUGAUCACACAUGGCCCCUAGAGUCUGGAGAUUGCUUUGUUUUUCUUAUUUUUACAGAAUCAGUUGCUACUUGCAUGAGUGCUGUCAUUUGCUACUAGAUACGACAAUGUUAUUUCGCCUGACUAGUAACCGUCUCCAUGCAUGUGUCCAGCUUCUGCCGUGAGCGCUCAGUGAGAGUAGAUGUGUCUAGAAAAUGGAGAAUAUCACUGUGAUAGCAGCAGGCAUACACUGAUAGAAUCAAGUGUUUAAUACCGAACAGCGAUGGUGUGCAUUUCUUAGUAAACUGAUAUCCAUAUUUUUGUAGUCUAAUUCUAAAAGUUCAAAAGUUAAUGGAUAAUUUAUAUGAACUGAUAUAUAUGUCUGCAUGUAUAUGUCAUGCGAUUUGUCACUUCCAGCUUAGAGUUUCGUGAUUAAGUUCUAAGCUUAGUAUAGUUAAUUAAUCAUUGUUCCAGUGACUGGUCUUACUGAGUGAGUAUGCUUAAGGCACAUGUGACUACCAUGUGCCAAAAAAAAAAAAAAAAAAGAACUGACUUGAACUGAAGUGAAUGAGGACAGGCAAUUAUAGAUAUAAGCUCUAAUAAUGGUGCUUCUAAGGUUUGUGCGCAAUGCAGGGGCCUUAGGCAUUGUCAACAGAGUUGUCAGUUGGCAGUGUCUGUCAAGGACUGCAGAGAAUGUGUGUGGUAAAGUUGUGCUCAUGAAGAGCAAUAAAGGACUCGAGGCUGUGACUUUUUUGUGGGCUAGACACUGUACAUCAAGGAGGAAAGAGGAGGAAAGAGUUCUGCAUUUGCCAGCUAUGGUUGAAGAAUCCAUGGACAUGCUCAGACCACAAGAUCAUCAGAUGAUUGUGGACAUGACAUUUGGAGCUGGUGGACACACUCGUGAAAUCCUAUUACGGGCUCCAAAGGCAACUGUGUUUGCUCUAGACAGAGAUCCCCUGGCUCACAGUCUUGCUCAAGAUCUGGCAAAGGAAUAUGAGCCUGGUCAGAUUAUUCCUCUGUUGGGGAAAUUCUCUGACCUGCCCACACUGAUGAGUGAACAGGGAGUGCUGAAGAAUGAAGUGGAUGCUGUGUUGUUUGAUGUAGGGGUAUCGUCUAUGCAGUUUGACAGACCAGAGAGAGGAUUCUCCCUCAGUAAGGAUGGACCACUGGAUAUGAGAAUGGAUGGAAACAGGAACACAGGCCAACCAACAGCCGCUGAUGUGGUGAAUGUGUUGGACGAGCAGGAGUUAUCACUGAUAAUAAAGAAGUACGGAGAAGAGAGACUAGCAAGACAUAUCGCUCAUGCUAUUGUGGAAUCUCGCUACACUUUUGGGAAGAUAACAAGAACUAAACAGCUGGCGGAUAUCGUUUCUACAGCAUUUCAAGGGAGUCACAAGAGAGACAAAUUAAUGAGACACUCACACGUCGCCACAAAAACUUUUCAGGCCCUACGCAUAUUUGUGAAUGACGAAUUGAACGAGCUUAACAAUGGCCUUGAGGCUGCAAGAUACUUUCUUAAAGCAGGAGGUCGUUGUGUGGCCUUGACCUUCCACUCGUUGGAAGACAGAAUUGUUAAACGACAUUUCCAUGGCAUUGUCAUGGAAUCUAAAUUUAACAUGGGGGCCUCGGCUCACUAUAGAAACUCUUUACGGGUUCACAGCCUGCAAGAUGUGAUGACAGUCACAGAAAAAAAAUGGACUCCCAUCAGCAGGAAGGUUGCCAUACCUAGUUAUGCUGAUAGCCUGGAAAACCCCCGUGUUCGUUCAACUAAGCUUAGAGGAGCCAUCAAACUGUGAAACCUGUGUUCUAAACUGUUUGAAAUCUUGAGUCAUUAGAUAGACUAAAAUAGACUAAACUGAAGACUAUUUUAAACUAAAAUAAACACACUAUUACACUAUUAAAAUAUGA